Taeniopygia guttata (zebra finch) is the source of this 4906-nucleotide messenger RNA. RefSeq names its product UDP-GlcNAc:betaGal beta-1,3-N-acetylglucosaminyltransferase 5 (gene B3GNT5). Lineage: Eukaryota; Metazoa; Chordata; Aves; Passeriformes; Estrildidae. The record is from RefSeq and is a predicted model, not a curated record. Gene Ontology annotation, biological process: protein O-linked glycosylation. Gene Ontology annotation, molecular function: N-acetyllactosaminide beta-1,3-N-acetylglucosaminyltransferase activity. Gene Ontology annotation, cellular component: Golgi membrane.
CACCCUGCCCGGUGCUCGGGAGCAGCCCCGCGGGCGGGCAGGGCGUUCGCGAGCAGCGGGACACCCGAGCCGAGGAGGGAGCCGGGCCGGGCGCGGGGAGCGCGGCGCUGGGGGCGGAGCCGCCGGUGGCUCCCGGGCCGCCGGAGCCCGUCUGCAGCCGGGGAGCGCCGUGGCCCGGCCCGUCCCUGCCGCCCGAGGGAGCCGGCGGAGGAGAAGGCAGCUCUCCGGCCGGUUCGGUAGGUUACAAGCAAACCUGAAGAUUUGUCUCCCUGGGUUCUACUUAUAUGUUUGGGAAAGGAUCUGGAGCAGAAAAGAGUGAUGCAGGACUUCUGUCAUGCUCAGUUGUCUACAGAGCAUAAAUGGUGUCUGGAUGAACUGGCAGGUGUUCAUCUUCAUGAAGGAAAGAAACACUAGAAGUUCCUACUAGAACUGUAGUGUUUGCUUCAAGAUGCUCCAAAGGGAAAAUACUCAUCUGCAAGCCUCAUCUUACAAAACUGCCUGUGUUCUUUCAAUCAAAGGAAGAUGUUUUUUGAGAAAGAUGACUUGUGAAGUCUGUGAACAAAGCUGUCUUCACAAGGAUGCUGAAUGAAAGACAUCAUGCCUUACAAGGGACACUUAUCUUGAAGGGUGACACUGUGCUCUUAAACUAAAACACAGGCACUGUAAAAACACUGCUCCUGAACAAAAAUAAGGAUUAUAAAAACUGCAUCAGAAUGUUUGUUAGUCCCAGAAGAGUCAGAAAAUGCCAUUUUUUGCAGAUAUGUGCCACUUGCUUCAUACUGUGUCUCAUGAUUUUUUGGGUACCGUUUGAUAAUCAUAUUAUGAGCCAUAUGAAGUCCUAUUCCUACAGAUACCUCAUAAAUAGCUACCAUUUUGUGAAUGACAGCCUAUCUAUCAGCAGGGAUAACCUGAACAGAGUAUCAAGCUACCAGUACUUGAUCAACCACAGAGAGAAAUGUCAGCAGCAGGAUGUCCUUCUCCUAUUGUUUGUGAAGUCUUCUCCUGAAAACCGUCAUCGAAGGGAUGCAAUUAGACAAACUUGGGGUAAUGAGAAGUAUGUUCGUUCUCAACUUAAUGCCAACAUUAAAACCCUUUUUGCUUUAGGACGACCAACACACCAUCUGCGGAAAACACAGCAGCAAAGAGAACUUGAGCUCGAAGACCAGAAAUACCAGGAUUUGAUUCAGCAAGACUUCUUGGAUACAUUUCACAAUCUUACUCUUAAAUUGCUUUUGCAGUUUAGCUGGGUGAAUGCCUACUGUCCUCAUGCCAGGUUCAUUAUGUCUGCAGAUGAUGACAUAUUUAUCCAUAUGCCAAAUCUCGUUGAUUAUCUCCAAAGUCUCACACAAAUGGGUGCUCAAGAUCUCUGGAUUGGUCGUGUCCAUCGCGGAUCCCCUCCCGUAAGAGACAAGAGCAGCAAAUACUAUGUUCCAUAUGAAAUGUACCAGUGGCCCUCAUACCCUGACUACACAGCAGGAGCUGCAUAUGUAAUAUCAAAUGAUGUAGCAGCUAAAGUCUAUGAGGCUUCAUUGACUCUGAAUACAAGUCUUUAUAUAGAUGAUGUUUUCAUGGGUCUCUGUGCCAAUAAAAUGGGAAUUGUACCACAAUAUAAUGUAUUUUUUUCUGGGGAAGGAAAGGCUCCAUAUCAUCCCUGUAUUUAUGACAAGAUGAUGACAUCUCAUGGACACGUAGAUGAUCUUCGCCAGCUCUGGAAGCAGGCUACAGAUCCCAAAGUUAAAAAGAUUACUUCAGGGAUUUGGGGUAGAAUGUACUGCAAACUAGUCAAGAUUGUGCUUCUCUGUAAACUGUACUAUGUGGACACAUAUCCUUGUUCAGCUGCGUUUUCUUAAUACUUGAAUAUCUGCAUUGAAGAUCCACUGAGCCAAGACAGAGCAACGAUGUUUUAGGUGUUUAUCCAAAAUAUAUGUAAACAUGGAAAGAGGUAACAUUUACACGUGAAUGCUUGGGGUGGGCAGAGGGAGAGGAAGAUGAUGGUCCCAGGGUGCCAGAUUCUGUUCAGAGACUUACUGGAAUAGCUCUCCUGUUAUACUUCAACUUUUUACAUUGUAGCCUGUUUUUUUACACCUUUCAAGGGAUGCAAGUCUGGAUUAUAAGUGAACUAUAAUGGACUUGACUUCUAGACUUUGAAAUGCUUGUCGAAAAUAUCUGUUUCUUUGAACUUGUCAGUAAGUCUUGAUGGUUUUUAUAAAAGCUAUGUGAACUAAAGCAUGUGGCAAAAAAAACCCCUGUUAUACCGGAAUGGAGUAGACCUUUCAAAGCAUGAGGAAAGUGGAACUUCUGACUUGAUGAAUGAGGCUGGCUAUCGCAGUAGUUUAAGGUAGUGUAAACUCUCUACAAAUAUUCACUAUUUCUCAGUGCUUCAUACAAAGUCAGUCUGAACAUGCACAGCUGACAAAUAAUGAGUGCUAGAAGUGAAGACCUGCUACAAUUGUUUUGUCAAAGCUGCCUAAAUCUGAAAUAGGGAAACUGUCUGGAUGCCCACUGAUUUAGUGGUUUUAAAUAACAAAGAAACCCCCUUUAGAACUUGAAGCUAUAAAAAACCAAAUACCACUCAUGUGACUGGUUGGGCUAAUAUUUCUCUGUUUUCUGAAAACUGAAUCAGCACAUUAAAAAAGUUCAAUCUUUAAUAAGCAAGUAAGUUAAAUUUUCUUCUAAUAAUGCUUCUGUUUUCCAAUAUUCUAGGGGUGAAAAGCAAGCAAAAAUCCCCGGGAAUGUUACUUAGAGCUAGUUAAAGACUUAAAAAAGCAGAAUUUCAUGCUUGUACUAACAGAGAGGGAGGAUAUUUUCUGUACAAACUUUGACUUUGCAUUGAAGGGAUAGGGAGAUGGUGAUUCACACCAACUCAGUACACAAAUCAUAAUAACUAAAAUAUUUCUCCUGAAGUCAAAAUUGUCUUUAAAAUUCCAGGGUUGUUUGUGUCUACAAACCCCUGUUCCUUGAAUAUAUCUCAACGUCAAUAUCACUUGCAAAGGAACAAAAUGCCUGUGCUUUGUAAGCCAAAACCGAGCUAAGUGAUGUGCAAACUGCAGCCCUUAUGAGUUGUCCUGUGGUGCCAUAAAGAUACUGCCGAGAACCAGAGUUGUAGGCUGCCUGCAGUCCUUGCACAGCUCAGUCAUGGUGCUUCCACAGACUCUCAGGACAGGUAUCUUAGUUGCUAAUUGCCAAAGCUGUGGCAGCUGUACAGGACUUGCUAGUUUGAAGCUGUGAGUAGUAAAUUUGGUGUAACUAAUGGCUACUGCUCUUGGAGCUGCAGGUUUUGUGGUUUGAAUGGAUAAUGGCACCUGUCAGUGCAGACAGACACCAGGAGAGAGCUUGCUGACUGUUCUUUAAGCUGUUCAGAUGGAGGGUAGGUAGUUUCUGGAACUAAGUCAAACAUGUAACUUUGUAUCAUUGGUUUUACAGAAAGAAGAUAAGAUUCCUAACUGGUCCCAAAUGUUGGGCAUAUAAAGAGCUCACAAAGAAAUAAUUUAUCAGCAUCAGAAUGACUGACAAGUAUGACAAGUACGGCUAUACUUCAGAAAGAACAAAUCCAGUUCCUUUUCUUGCCUAAACAAAUGGAUAAUAGCACUGGGGAUGUAGAUCUUUCUAACCUGUUGCAUACAGAGAAAAUGAAUGCACAUAUAGAGAAAGUAUUAUUGUGUAUUGAAGGAAAGCUGCUUCAUCAGAUUUCUGACUUCUUGUGAGCCGUUUAAAUCAACAAAGCUGCACAGCAAAACUGCACUGCUAGAAAAGCCACCCUGUUCACUGAAGGGAAAGAGGGUCUUCAUAUGCAGUAUGCAACCAAAAUGUGCUAGUAAGACUAUAGUCUUCCAGCAUAUCUACGUGUUGGGAUUUGUUUUCACUCGUAUAUGCAAAAGUAAAGUAAUCUUUAAGUAGCUUUAACUAGCUAACAUCUAAAACGCUGCUUAAAUGUAGUUGCCAUUAUCUGAAAAUCACUUUUGACCAUUGAAAUACUAUGUUUUACAGUUGGUUUGAGCUUUGUUUGGAUUGUUUCUUAAUCUUAAAAGGGCCUUGAUGUUUGUAGUAGGCAUUUUCUUUUGCUGCAGUGAAAAGAAGUUGCUUGUUGAAUAAAAAGGAAAGCAUGAAGGCACUCUUUCAAAAAAUAGAAAAGGCAUAGAAAACUUCAUAUUUUCUGGUUCUAAACACAAAUUAAGAUUUGUACACUUCCAUCAGGAAUCCUUUUUAACAAUAAUCUCAGUGCUCCAAUGCAGGGCUGAUAGGUCUUACUUCAAAUAAAACUAUAUCAGCCUGAAUGGUCACUCCUCAUUAAGAGUUUGACAUUGUUGCACAGCAUAUUUAAUGCUAUUUUUUUACCUGUUUGUUUGGUUUGCAUCAGUUUCCCUUUGAUAUUACUAAUUUUUAUACAAAGUAUUCAAUAUUUAUUCUUAAAGUUUGCUCUGUACCACAGAAAGACAGUUGUUUUGUAAAAUUUGUUUUGAAUAAACAGACUUAUUUCUUUUAAAAAAACCUAAGAAUACAGAAAAGGUAAAUAUCUCUUGUUGCUUUCUUUGUAACUGACAGGAUCAAUUCUGAUGCUUUUAAGUGUUGUUCUGAGUUCCCUUUUACAAGAGGACUUCAAAAUGCUCCUCAUUCUGCCCCUGCCUCUGGUGUGUGCAAAAGGCAAAAUUUGUGUUCCCAAGAAAAGAGAGAGCUCACAAAUUUGUUUAACAAGCUUCUAGGUCUAAAGCUGUGUAAAAUUGCCAGGUAUUAGAAGCUGAACCUGUUGUUAUGGUUAUAAUUUGUAUGUUCUCUUCAGGCAGCCAUUCCCCUGGAGAUGCGUAUCUGUCUACACAAGAUUUCAGAUCAUACUUUGGAAAAGUAGCUGAUGGUCUGGGGACCAGACAUGGUAUUUUCAUAGGGUAUAAUUAAAUUCAGAUAAUUAUGA